Messenger RNA from Nematolebias whitei (Rio pearlfish), 923 nucleotides. Its product is annotated as regulator of G-protein signaling 21. The transcript is spliced from 5 exons. The record is from RefSeq and is a predicted model, not a curated record. The coding region runs from base 73 to 654 and encodes 193 amino acids. NCBI's taxonomy places the organism in Eukaryota, Metazoa, Chordata, Actinopteri, Cyprinodontiformes, Rivulidae.
GAAACAAUACAAUUUGGAAAAAUCACUCUCAACCAUCUGUUAAUCCCAAAGGACAAAUUCAGGGAUGUUAAAAUGUCCAAACUUUUGUUUUCAAAGAUUCACUUUUAUGAUAUAAAAGAUUUAUUUCCAAAUGUAAAGCAGCCUAGAAGGGUUGAUAUUGUACUGAGUAGAAAAAAGCAAAAGAACAACAUCCUGUCAUUUGUCAUGGGGCAAACCGUAAAUAAUGGGACAAGUCCCUCAAAUAACAGCUUGCAGGACCAUAAACGCCACCCGUCUCUGGACAAGUUAUUGAAAAAUAAAAAGUACUUAGCAGCAUUCCGCUCAUUCCUACAGUCAGAGUUCAGUGAGGAAAACAUCGAGUUCUGGCUUGCAUGUGAAGACUUUAAGUCAACAGCCUCAUCUGAAGACCUCGGCUGGAAAGCAGAGAAGAUCUAUGGGGAGUUUAUCAGCCCCUCAGCCUGUAGAGAGAUCAAUGUAGACCACCACAUUAAAGAAAAGAUCCAGAAAUCUUUGGAGAAGCCGAGUCGUUCCUGCUUUGACGAGGCCCAGAAACAGAUUUACCUGUUGAUGCUGAGAGACUCGUGUCCCAGAUUCCUGCAGUCAGAUGCCUACCUAAGCCUGAAGCACAAAUCCAGGACAAUAUGGUAUAUUUAGCUUCUGUUAAGGGAUAAAAAAAUGUGCUGUUCUCAUUUUAAGGAAGGACAACUGCCCUUCUGUACUCAUAAACUGUUUUCAGCCAUGUGAAGCCCUAAACACUUUCUGAAAGUAAAUGAUGGGUUAAAAUGUGUGUAAAGAGAAAGAAAACGCAUGUGAUUGAAUGGAGAUUGUAUGGAGAAGUGGGAUGACGCUGUAUGCCGUGUAUGUUUUUGAUAGACUUGUUCAAAGCUGUUUGAAUUUUUGACAUGCUUAAAAGUAAGAAAAUG